This is a messenger RNA of Morus notabilis, 1065 nucleotides long. RefSeq names its product protein DEHYDRATION-INDUCED 19 homolog 5. Lineage: Eukaryota; Viridiplantae; Streptophyta; Magnoliopsida; Rosales; Moraceae. Bases 163 to 771 code for a protein of 202 amino acids. The transcript has 5 exons. The record is from RefSeq and is a predicted model, not a curated record.
UUCUUCAUGUAACCAAAGCAAAGCAAGACGCCACACCACACCACACGACUUCAACCCCUAUCAGAUUCCACACUUGAGCUAAAGUUUUCCCCUCAUAAAUCAUUUCAUUUAUACCCCUCCCAAAAACCCAUUUCCCCCACACGUCGCCGGAAAGUUGACUCCAUGGAUGUUGACUUUUGGUCUUCGAGGGUUCACUCCGCCAAGCAUUUCUCUGCUCCUCCCCACGCUUCCAGGCUUCACUCUGAUCGAAACUCGGCCUUAGAUGACGCCGAAGAUGAAGACCCAAAACCUUGUUUUCCAUGCCCUUUCUGUUAUGUGGAUAUAGAAGUUACUGCUCUCUGCAUCCACUUGCAGGAAGAACAUUGCUUUGACUUAAAAAAUGCAGUUUGCCCUCUAUGUGCAGCAAAUCUGGGGAAAGAUGUAACUGGACAUUUUAUGGUUCAGCAUGCAAGUUCCUUAAAGCACAGAAGAAAAUCUCAAAAGUCUGGCUUCUGGACUAGUGGUUCAGCAAUGCUCGGAAAGGAGCUGCGUAGAAGGGGAAGGGAAGACACAUAUGAAUCUGCGCCUGAUCCGCUACUCUCGCCAUUUAUCUGCACCUUAUAUGUCGUUGAACCUAAAGGCGUUCAGCAAGAUGAAUGUUCAGUCACCGAUGCCCCGGUCACUUGUGAUGCAAAAAGCUCCGAGCCAUCUUCGCGUUGCAAAAAGGAAAACGAAGAGAAAAGGCAGAGGGCAACAUUUGUGCAAGAGUUGAUUGCCUCAACCAUAUUUUGAGAUCUUCUUUGGCGCUUUAGGAUUCUCAAAAUGCAGCCACGGAUGAUGCCGUCUCAGCGGGUGUUUAAUGUCAGCGGUUGUGUUUUGAGAAAGUUAUAUAUAAUAGAUUAUAUACUAGGUACUUUAGAAGAAGAGUUGUCUUUGAAUCUUUGAGCAAGGGCAAUUUGUAUUUAUUCCAUGUCUACAAAUAUAUAUAUUUAUAUGUAUCUACAUCCAUGUCAGUAGCUUAUUUCAAAGCUGCUUUCUAUAAUCAGCAGAGUGAUAUUCGAAAAUUAACUACACAGGUGUGUACUC